This is a messenger RNA of Ciona intestinalis (vase tunicate), 2360 nucleotides long. Its product is annotated as sodium- and chloride-dependent GABA transporter ine. Gene Ontology annotation, molecular function: amino acid:sodium symporter activity. The record is from RefSeq and is a predicted model, not a curated record. NCBI's taxonomy places the organism in Eukaryota, Metazoa, Chordata, Ascidiacea, Phlebobranchia, Cionidae. Gene Ontology annotation, biological process: amino acid import across plasma membrane; nitrogen compound transport; sodium ion transmembrane transport. Gene Ontology annotation, cellular component: plasma membrane.
GAAGCGACGAAAAACUAUUUACAGCGUGCCCUACGCGCCGACACUGGCGAGACACAUAAUAGUAUUUGUGUUGACGCGGUUAAGGUUAUUAUGUCGCGGUAGAGUAAACGUAUCUAUGCGCCGAGUAUAUGCUAAUCGUGCAAGACAGUACAGGAAUAACGUUGACUUGAGUUUAAAACGUAGCUUUUUACUAUUGUUGCCAUCACCAUGGUGCAGCAAAAGCACGAAGAAGCGGUACGCGUUGAAAGAGGCGAAUGGAAGAGCAAAUCACAAUUUCUGCUCGCGUGUGUUGGAUAUGCAGUUGGUCUUGGAAACAUAUGGAGGUUUCCAUACCUUUGUUUCAAAAGUGGCGGGGGCGCAUUUAUAAUUCCGUAUCUGACGAUGCUGGUGUUGUGUGGUAUCCCACUGCUUUAUUUAGAGAUGGCAAUUGGUCAAUACACACGUUACGGACCAGUACACGCAUUGGAAAUGAUAUGCCCACUUAUGAAAGGAGUUGGCCUUGCAACUGUUGUAAUCAGCUUUAUCCUAUGCACAUACUACAAUGUUGUAAUUACAUGGGCAAUAUAUUAUUUCUUCAAUUCAUUCAAUGCUAAUCUCCCAUGGCAAAGCUGCAACGAAACAUGGAGCAGCCCAAACUGCAGUGUUUCUUCAAACGACACCGCCAAUAACUGGACAGUGUCUUCAACACAAGAUUUUUUUGACCAAGUGGUGCUAAAGAAAACAGAAGGUAUACACGACAUGGGAAACAUGCAAUGGAAAGUAUUUGGGUGCUUUGUACUAGCAUGGGUUCUAUGCUAUCUUUGUAUAUCAAAGGGAAUUAAAUCUGUUGGAAAGGUAGUAUACGCAACCGCCACGUUUCCUUAUCUAAUCCUUAUCAUAUUACUUGUGGUUGGUUGCACACUACCUGGUGCACGCUCUGGUGUCAUCUACUUUAUUAAACCCGUUUGGAGCGAGUUACUCAAUGUUGAGGUAUGGGUGAAUGCUGCUGCUCAAAACUUCAACUCGAUUGGAAUUGCUUUUGGUUCUCUCAUCGCGUUUUCAAGUUACAAUCGCCGUGACAACAAUAUCUUGCGCGACACUUUGUGUAUCGCGUGUAUCAACAGUGGGACAAGCUUGCUUGCAGGGUUUGUCAUAUUCUCCGCAAUGGGGCAUAUGGCGCAUGUCCUUGGUAAAGAAGUUGCCCAAGUUGCGACUGAAGGACCGGAACUUGUUUUUAUCGUUUAUCCUCAAAUCUUCUCCAAUCUUCCAGUUCCACAACUCUGGUCGGCAAUUUUCUUUCUAAUGUUGAUUUGCAUGGGUAUUGACAGUCAGUUUGCUAUGAUUGAAGUUGUCAACACGACGCUGUCAGAUGUUUGGGAUGGAAAACUGCUGACAAAAUACUUUAAAAGGAAGGAGUUACUCGCACUUUUUGUCUGCGUUAUCGCAUUCUUGAUCGGCAUUCCAAAUCUCAUGCAGGGCGGAAUUUACGUAUUCACGCUUCUGGACAACUAUACAGCGAUCGUGUCACUCAUGUUCCUUGCUUUCUUUGAAGUGGUAGCAAUCUGUUGGAUAUUUGGUGGACGUAGAGUAGCAAAAUGUGUCAAAGAAAUGACUGGCACUGCACCUUCCAAGUUUUUCGUUGUUUGCUGGGUCGUAUGUGCUCCUUUGCUGAUUGGAGUUAUUCUUAUAUUCAGUAUUGUGAAGUACAAACCUGCUCACUAUGGUUCCUAUGUUUACCCCGCUUGGGCAGAUGGUCUCGGAUGGCUUGUAGCGUUAUGUUCAAUGCUUUGUGUUCCAAUUGGGGCCCUUGUCACGAUUUUGAGUUUAAAGGGUUCAUUUUGGCAACGGCUCAAGCUAUCUAUUAUUCCACGUUUAAAAACUGAUGAGUUUGAUGAUGAUGUGAUGAAGUCAGUUUCGAGCAAAGAAUCUGACUCCCCUCCACCCUAUGCAACAGAGACUGCAACAUUUCUUUCAAACAAUACGAAAGUUUAGAAUUUCCAGCAACAAUUUAGGUGCGCGUUCGAAACGCAAGAACAUAUUAUACACACAGUUUUAUCUUCAUCAAGUUAAGCGGAGCCCAUGCAUUUUGUAUAUAUAACAUCUGCUUAUAUGCGUCACAUUUUUUAUACAUGGUAGUGGUCUAGUAAAUGUUGCUGUUCAUAUGCUGCAUCUACCAAUACCUCCACAGUUCAAUUACCAAAAUAACAAAGCAAUUUCGGAAACAUUCCAGCACUCUAAACCAAAGCUGGAAAAAGUUCUUUUUUAUACACAAUGAAACUCCCCAAUUGUUACCUAAUUUUUGUACUUGCACUUUUUUAAUGUAUCUUACUCAGUUAAAUUAAUAGCUGGAUCCUCAAUAGAAUCAAGUUUUGAGAAUUGUG